AUGCCUUCAUACUGGAAGACCAACUUCACUAAGAUUUGCCUGGGUAUGAGAAGAACUAACACAGGGAAUGUCAAUUGGAUAAAAAUCAACAUGACGGCAGAAUCUUUGUAUUCUCUUCUUGCUGAUGGUACAGAAAAGACCACUGCACUGGGAAGAUCUGCCUGGGAAUCCCUGUUCCCUGACCAUAAGCUGCAGGUCUAUUCUUGUAAGGAAGGAUUGAAUAUAGUUGGUUCUGAUGAUAUAGCCAAGCAAGAAUUCACUUAUACUUCCCAACACUGGAGCGAAAAGACAGCAUACAAUGAAGGUGCCGGACAAACAGGAAUCGAUGACUUGAACGAGACAAAAAUGCCUUCAUACUGGAAGACCAACUUCACUAAGAUUUGCCUGGGUAUGAGGAGUAACACAGGGAAUGUCAAUUGGAUAAAAAUCGACAUGACGGCAGAAUCUUUGUAUUCUCUUCUUGCUGAUGGUACAGAAAAAGAGACCACUGCACUGGGAAGAUCUGCAUGGGUAUCCCUGUUCCCUGACCAUAAGCUGCAGAACUAUUAUUGUAAGGAAGGAAUGAAUAUGGUUGGUAAUAAAAAUAAAGCCAAGGUUAGGAUUGGCAUCAUAGCUGAUAACUCUAAUGAUUGCAAUGUACCCAACUCUUGCAUAGGUGUUGGAGUAGAGACUGGUUCAUACUUAGUCCCAUGUGGCAGCAGCAACUCUAGAACUGAAGGGUCUUGUACCUCCAACUGCUUCAUAUUUGUACAGUAA
Messenger RNA from Actinia tenebrosa (Australian red waratah sea anemone), 756 nucleotides. RefSeq names its product putative skeletal organic matrix protein 5. The record is from RefSeq and is a predicted model, not a curated record. Lineage: Eukaryota; Metazoa; Cnidaria; Anthozoa; Actiniaria; Actiniidae.